Messenger RNA from Olea europaea var. sylvestris, 2701 nucleotides. Its product is annotated as 65-kDa microtubule-associated protein 3-like. The transcript has 13 exons. The coding region runs from base 187 to 2373 and encodes 728 amino acids. NCBI's taxonomy places the organism in Eukaryota, Viridiplantae, Streptophyta, Magnoliopsida, Lamiales, Oleaceae. The record is from RefSeq and is a predicted model, not a curated record. Gene Ontology annotation, molecular function: microtubule binding. Gene Ontology annotation, cellular component: cytoplasm; spindle. Gene Ontology annotation, biological process: microtubule cytoskeleton organization.
CUCUUUCUCAACGGUCGAAUUUCAAAACGUUUCCCUAUUCUCUCUCUAGCUCUUAAACGAAGAGUUUGAAAUCUUGCAAUCUCUUAAAAUUCAUCUCAUUUUAGAACCAAUUUUGAGAUCUUUUUUCUGAAUUGUCACAACGCAGGUAAUUCUUCGGUUAAAUUUCCAGGUUGAAGUUACUUCCAAAUGUCGAACGGUCAAAGCGAUCCACUAUUGCAAAUGGAAACAACAUGUGGAUCUCUUCUAUAUGAAUUGCAGAUAAUAUGGGAUGAAGUAGGAGAGUCGGAUGCUGAAAGGGAUAGAAUGUUGCUUGAGCUAGAACGGGAAUGCUUGGAGGUGUACAGAAGAAAAGUAGAUCAGGCAAACAGGUGUAGAGCUCAGAUUAGGCAGGCAAUUGCUGACUCUGAAGCUGAACUUGCUGCCAUCUGCUCAGCAAUGGGAGAGCGACCAGUACAUAUUAGGCAGUCUGACCAAAAUCUUGGAAACUUGAAGGAAGAACUUAGAGCCAUUCUUCCACAGAUAGAGGAAAUGCGGAAGAGGAAAUGUGAUAGAAAGAAUCAAUUUGUAGAGGUUCUGGAGCAAAUACAGAAGCUUAAGCAUGAACUUUCUAAUUCAAGUGGGUACAUUUCUACUACUUUGGUAGUGGAUGAAGCCGAUUUGUCUCUAAGAAAGCUUGAAGAAUUGCAAAGAGAGAUGCUGGCACUUCAAAACGAAAAGAGUGAACGUCUGAAGCAGGUUCUCGAUCACCUCAAUUCUUUGAAUUCAUUGUGCUUGGUUCUUGGUAUGGAUUUCAAGCAAACUGUCAGUGAGGUUCAUCCCAGUUUAGGAGAUCCUGAAGGUUCAAAAAAUAUUAGUCAUGAUACCAUACAGCAAUUAGCGGCUGCUAUUCAAAAGCUUAGAGAGAUUAAGAUACAAAGGAUGCAAAGGCUGCAAGAUCUUGCCAUGUCCUUGCUGCAACUGUGGAACCUGAUGGAUACACCGCUUGAAGAGCAACAAGUUUUUCAGAAGGUCACUUGUAAUGUAGCAGCUUCAGAAAACGAGAUUGUGGAGCCAAACAUGCUGUCUAUAGACAUUAUUACUUUUGUCGAGAAAGAGGUUUCUCGGUUGGAAGAGUUGAAAACAAGCAAAAUGAAGGAGCUUGUUCUGAAAAAGAAGUCGGAGCUAGAAGAUAUUUGUAGGAAAACACAUCUGAUUCCAGAAACCGAUAGUUCAUUGGACAUUGCUAUUGAAGCUAUUGAAUCUGGAGCUGUUGAUGCAACUUAUGUGCUUGAAAAAAUUGAGGUUGAAAUAGCUAAAGUUAAAGAAGAAGCAUUUAGCAGGAAGGAUAUCCUCGACAAGGUUGAGAAGUGGAUGGUUGCAUGCGAGGAGGAGAGCUGGCUUGAGGAGUAUAAUAGGGAUGAAAAUCGUUACAAUGCUGGGAGAGGUGCUCAUCUUACAUUGAAACGCGCUGAGAAAGCUCGCGUCUUGGUCAAUAAACUUCCAACAAUUGUGGAUGCAUUGGCUUCUAAAACAUCAUCUUGGGAGAAUGAGAGAGGAAUUGAAUUCACUUACGACGGCGUUCGUCUUCUUUCCAUGCUUGAAGAGUAUAACAUUUUAAGGCAAGAAAAAGAGCAAGAACGCAAAAGGCAAAGGGACCAGAAGAAACUGCAAGGGCAAUUACUAGCAGAACAGGAGGCUCUUUAUGGUUCAAAACCGAGCCCUAUGAAGAACCAGAGUACGAAGAAAGGACCUAGAUUGUCAUGCGGUGGUGCAAGCAACAGAAGACUUUCUCUUGGCGGCACAAUUCUACAAACUCCUAAGCAUGAUAUGCUUCACUCCACCAAAGCUACUCCUAAUACACGUCAUGCCAAGAAAAAUGACCGGUUGAGUCAUGACAACCCCACCAGGGAUGAUAGAUUUCAAGCUAUGUCAUCCGGACGGAGGGGUCUAGACAUAGCUGGUCUUCCUCUGAAACCACAUUCUUUAAAUCCAACAAAUGCUCAUGAAAUAGAGUUGCCAAUUAUGCGAAAGCCUUUCUCUCCCAUUUCUUCCACGGACUCUUCAAAAUCCAAAGCAACAAAUAUUUUGGAAGAUCUGAACACAAAACAUAAUGAGAUGUUGCAGAAGACACUUACAAGCAACAAUACAUCACCAUUCACAACUCCUUCCAAGACGAUUUCUACUAUGGAUGAAGAGAACAGAACCCCCAAAACAAUGGCAAUUCCAAUGCCUUCUACACCUUCCACAGUUUCAGUUCCAAUGCUGACAGCUAUCACACCAGCUCCUUGUGUACCCAAGUCAAUGGAAGAUGAAGAUAUUGAAUACUCGUUUGAGGAGAGGAGAGCAGGAUUUGUGCUUCCCAAAGACCAUCGAAAGUCUUUGGUCCAAAUUUGACACAUUUCAAGAUCUUGAGAUUCCUAUUAUAUAUAGUCUGGAUCUUGUGAUUGUAAGUCAAUUCUAUUGGCUUUUCCAAUGUAUACAUGGUCUAAAAACAAUUGAAGGUGGACGAUAUUGUGUUUAUUCUAGCUGUUGUGAUACUCUCCUAGCACUAUGAUCACUAGAGAAGUCUGAAAGUGGUAGUGUUCUUAUGGUAGCUAUUAACUAUAUUCUAGUUUGAGUUGAUAUGCCCAACCUCUGGCAUCCUUCAUUUACGGUUAGGAGGUGAUUUUAUUUGCUUUCUCAAUGAGUGUAUUCAAUUGGGACUUUUGAAAACUUUGAUGAA